CAAAAGUGACAUCUCUUGCGUUCAUUCGUAGUAUCAUCAAGCAUGGCGGCAACCGUGGCGGUGAAGGAUGUUAACACUUUUCUUAGUCAAAAGCAAAAUGUUGCUGACAAAGAGCUGGCCGCGGAGUGGGCGCAGCUUGAGGAACUCUACAGCAAACGGCUUUGGCAUCAGCUGACGCUGAAACUAGAGACGUUUGUAAAGAAUCCAGUGCUUCAGCAGGGAGAUAAUCUUGUGCAGCUUUACAGCAACUUCCUGUCGACCUUUGAGAACAAAAUAAAUCCAUUGUCGUUGGUGGAAAUACUGGCUCAUGUGAUACAACAAUUUCAAGAUAAGCAAGAGGCGAUUAAAUUUCUGGAGAAGACAGAGGCAAAGGUCCAGAGCAACAAUGAAGCUGUCGCCCUGUGUAAGGUUCUCAAGGGGCAGAUUCUAUUAGAUAAACUAAACAAUCAGGAGCAAGCAAAGAAGAUCAUCGAGGAAGUGGAGGCUAUGCUAGACAAUGCCGAUGGUGUGACAACGGUUCAUGGACGUUUUUAUCUUCUUGCUAGUCGAUUAUAUAGAUUGCAGGGCAAACACGCGGAAUAUUAUCGCACAGCAUUAAGAUAUUUAGGUUGCAUCGAAUUGAGUAGUUUGAGCAGACAAGAGCAAGAGCAGCAUGCUUUCUUUCUUGGACUUGCCGCACUCUUGGGUGAAGGUGUCUAUAAUCUUGGAGAAUUGCUGGCGCAUCCCGUAUUGGAGUCAUUAAAAGGCACACCAAACAACUGGCUUGUUGAUUUGUUGCAAGCCUUUAAUGCUGGCGAUAUCGUCGCAUUGGAGAGAUUGAAGCCGCAAUGGAGCAAAGUGGCUGAUCUAGCAGCACAAGAAUUAAAAUUGAGGCAAAAGAUCUCGUUACUUUGUCUCAUGGAGAUGACCUUCAAGCGGCAAGCCAACAAUCGACAGCUAACAUUCGCGGAAAUUUCUCAGGAGACGCGUUUACCUCUCGGCGAAGUGGAAUUGCUAGUAAUGAAAGCUCUUGCUCAGGGUCUUGUGCGAGGUGCCAUAGAUCAAGUGGCUGGCACCGUCAAUAUGACGUGGGUGCAACCACGCGUUUUAGAUCGCAGUCAGAUUGCCGGGAUGGUACAACGCCUUGACGGAUGGUGCAAAGAUGUCAGCUCGAUGGAGAAACUCUUGGAAUCAAGGGCCUCUGAAAUUCUCACGCUCUAAGAAUAUAAGUUCUCCUUUCCAACUUAUUCGUUUGUUGUGUUAGCAGAAUGCUGAUUCUCGCGUAUUCGCUAUUAUAAAAUCAAUUUAAUACAUGUCGCCAAUAAAUACAAACAAUUGUUUCUUA
Monomorium pharaonis (pharaoh ant) is the source of this 1324-nucleotide messenger RNA. RefSeq names its product 26S proteasome non-ATPase regulatory subunit 13 (gene Rpn9). NCBI's taxonomy places the organism in Eukaryota, Metazoa, Arthropoda, Insecta, Hymenoptera, Formicidae. Bases 43 to 1200 code for a protein of 385 amino acids. Gene Ontology annotation, molecular function: structural molecule activity. The transcript has 5 exons. Gene Ontology annotation, biological process: ubiquitin-dependent protein catabolic process. The record is from RefSeq and is a predicted model, not a curated record. Gene Ontology annotation, cellular component: cytosol; proteasome regulatory particle, lid subcomplex; nucleus.